AUGGCAACUGCCGCCACUGUUUCCUUGUCGCCAGACACGUCCGGUGUCCUCCAUGUACCUAAGUCACAGAUCGCACCAGAAUCAUGCUCAAGGGCAUCUGAGCUGUUACAGAAGAACCACGAUGACUAUCACAUGUACUUCAACAGUUCUGGCUUUCACAACCAUAUUGCCCACCACCUGCUCACCAUCUUCGCCCUCGGCGCUAAUGCUCAGCAACUCCAGAAAGCUUACAACGAUAACGCCAAUUAUCAACGUCCACAGUUUCCUGUGGACAAGGAUAAAGUUGAAUCUAUGUCUGAUCCCGCCGUUUUCGCAAAAUACCUAAACAAUGAGAAGUAUUUCCACGACUUCGAAAUAUACUUUCGCAAGGAGAUUGAGAAACGAAAUGGAUCGUGGCAGCAGAUGCUGAACGAUCAACUAUUUGCGGAUACUGAUCAGGCCAAAGAUCUGUUUGUGAGAAUGUUUGCUGGGUUCUACCAUCCUAUUAUCCACCUUGGCUUCGGUAUUGAGUUCGAACAGCCAGCGAUCAUCGUUGAAGCCUUGGCUCAAGCAUCUACACACGAUCGGUGGCCAGGCGAUUUCGUACAAAAGACAACAGAACUCGCCAACAAAAGGAAGCAGAAUGGAGAGAAGUCGCGAUCACUGUUUGACCUAUUACGAGAAGCUCGGAGCAACGACAAGAUUCGAGAGUCGCCGCACUGGGAGGACGGGAACAAAGUCCGUGACGGUGUUCUCAAGCGCGCAAUGUCUGAGACUGCAGACCUGUGCUCGCAGUGGCUUGUGCAGCCUACCAAGGAAGACCUGAGACUCAAAACAGCAGAAAUGACCAAUUUCUGUGCAUACUUCGCUAGUGCUGCACAGCAUCCAUCUCGACAGAAGCAGCUCAAAUUCGACUUCUUCUACAUGCACUGCAUAAACUGCUCGAUCUUCUACUCUGCAUUCAUCGACCCGAAACACGACAGCUGGCUCAAGGAUGAGGAUCGUGUGCGCUUGCUUCAAUUCAAAGGCUGGUCGGAUAUUAGCAUGUAUAUCUCCAGAGGUUCACCGGAGCUGCUCUUGGACGAAGUCACCAACUACAUGCCAAAACAGCCUGAAGACGGCUGGGCCGAGCUCUUUGAACGAGUCGACAUUCUCCCCGACGAUGGCCACGCUUCGAAGCUCGUCAGAGCGAUGGCGAAUGGACAAAGAAUCUGCGCCGAGUAUGAAGGCAACGAAGGCAAGGAUUGGCCGUUCAAGGGCGAUACGUGGUUGAAGGCGGCGCAUAUGGCGAUUGAUAGUGUGGAGGGUACGACGACGAAAUGGGUGAGGAAUGCGGGAUUUGAUCAGGCUUGGAAGGAUAUUCCUGAUAGAUCGGCGGAACCGAAUGCAAGUGCUUCGAGGGCUGCGGCACUUGAUCCAAAUGCUUCGAAGGGUGAGGUUGCGCAGGGGUAUCAUGAGAAUUGA
Messenger RNA from Lithohypha guttulata, 1443 nucleotides. RefSeq lists its product as uncharacterized. The transcript has a single exon. The record is from RefSeq and is a predicted model, not a curated record. Lineage: Eukaryota; Fungi; Ascomycota; Eurotiomycetes; Chaetothyriales; Trichomeriaceae. Bases 1 to 1443 code for a protein of 480 amino acids. Gene Ontology annotation, molecular function: oxidoreductase activity.